Molecule: messenger RNA, 448 nt
Organism: Penaeus vannamei (Pacific white shrimp)
Lineage: Eukaryota; Metazoa; Arthropoda; Malacostraca; Decapoda; Penaeidae
Source: RefSeq, a predicted model, not a curated record
UCGGCGGGCGGCAGUCUCGUGUCCUUCGAGGUCGACAGUGGACGUGGGAAAGGGAGAGAAAGUGUGAGCGAAGAAAAAAUAAACAAGACUUUUAGAGUGGUAGUGAUGGUGGUGUCCGUGGUAUAGUGCGGGAUAAGUGCUGCGAUUGGCGUAUUGUGAUUAGUAUCCUCCGAGAUGCAAGAGCUCUGUGAAUAUAACGGAAAUGCUAUAGACUGAAUCCGAAGGGGAACAAAGCCUCAUUAUUUUCGUGCUAGUGAAAUCCGGCGUGUGACCGUAGACUUAUUCAAAAGAACAAAUCAAAGGGCAUCAUGUUGGCGCUGAAACGGAUAUUGGAGGGAGAGGAAGCCCACAUGGACCUCUCGGCCCUGACGGAGACCGAGCGGGACGCCAUCUUGGCCGUGCUCGAGCGGGACCAGAUGCUCCGAAAGCAAGACAAGCAGCGGGUCUA